GUUUAGUUAUAGAAAGGAGAAGGGUUUUCUUCUGAUGCAAUACACAACAAGGUUUUCUCUAAAAGGCGAUUACUGUAAUCUAUAAUCACUCUCUUCCCUUAUACACAUAUCCCUAAUCUCUUACCUUAAUCACUUUUCACUCUUUCUAUUCUACCUCGCCGGAAUACUUCUCCGACCGAUCUUAUUUCCUCCAUUCUUUCCGGCGACGAUCGAUUUUUCUCCGACGAUGAAUUCGUCACCAUGAUCCCUACCUUACUCAAUUCACCAAUCAUCACUCUCCUUCACCAUUCUCCUUAACCUCCUCCUUCUUCUUCAACCUUUCAUUCUUCUCUUUCAGAUCCGUUUCAAUUCGAUUCAAAAAUCGAAAAAAAAAUAAAUUCAUGGAUUAGCUUCGUUCGAUGAAUCGCUUUUCCCCAUGCAACUCACUUAAUCACUCAAUUCAAGAAUUAAUCACUUAUUCUGAAUCAGAUUCUAGGGUUAGGGUUUCGUAACGAGAAGACAAAAUGUUCAAGAAAAUGAUGAAAGGAGGGCAUAAAAAGCCCUCCAAAUCGGAUUCAACCGAUCCACCACCGUCCGGUAACAACCGCAAUUCAGCAGCUCCGGUUAUCGUCAACCAUGGCUCCCGUGGCGGUGCCUCCACCGUAAAUUCCGGCGUCGUGAUGCCUUUGACUCCAUCUUCCGGUACAAUGGAACCCGUUCCUUUAUUCCGCGAUGUUCCGGUUUCCGAGAGACAAAAUAUCUUUCUGAGGAAACUUCAUGUAUGUUGUUUCUCGCUUGAUUUCACUGAUACGCUGAAGAGCGUUCGCGAAAAAGAGAUCAAGCGUCAAGCUUUGAUAGAGCUUGUUGAGUUUAUUCAAUCGGGUUCGGGGAAAAUUUCGGAGAAUUGUCAAGAAGAGAUGAUUAGGAUGAUAUCUAUCAACAUUUUCCGGUGCUUGCCGCCUGCGUCGCAUGAGAACACCGGGACUGAGCCGACUGAUCCUGAAGAGGAAGAGCCUUGUUUGGAGCCGGCAUGGCCACACUUGCAACUGGUUUAUGAGCUUUUGCUUAGAUAUGUGGUUUCAUCUGAUACUGAUACAAAGGUUGCAAAACGGUACAUUGAUCAUUCCUUUGUGUUAAAGUUGCUAGAUUUAUUCGAUUCUGAGGAUCCUCGUGAGCGUGAGUAUUUGAAAACUAUUCUGCAUCGUAUAUAUGGAAAAUUCAUGGUUCAUAGACCGUUUAUUAGAAAAGCAAUUAACAAUAUUUUUUAUCGGUUUAUAUAUGAGACUGAGCGACACUGUGGUAUUGGGGAGCUUUUGGAGAUUUUGGGUAGUAUUAUUAAUGGGUUUGCUUUGCCUAUGAAAGAGGAGCAUAAGUUGUUUCUUGUUAGGGCUCUUUUGCCUUUGCAUAAGCCGAAAUCGGUUGUUAUGUACCACCAACAGUUGUCUUACUGCAUAACUCAGUUUGUGGAAAAGGAUUUUAAGCUCGCUGAUACGGUUAUUCGGGGUUUGUUGAAGUAUUGGCCUGUUACUAAUUGUCAGAAGGAAAUUCUCUUUCUUGGAGAACUUGAGGAAGUGUUGGAGGCAACACAGAAUGCUGAAUUUCAACGCUGCAUGGUUCAACUUUUCAAACAGAUUUCCCGCUGCCUCAACAGUUCCUUUCAGGUUGCAGAGCGAGCCCUCUUUUUAUGGAAUAAUGAGCAUAUUGUGGGCUUAAUUGCUCAAAACAGGACUGUGAUAUUACCGAUAAUAUUUGAAGCAUUUGAGAGAAAUAUCGAGAGUCACUGGAACCAGGCAGUUCAUGGGCUGACUGUUAAUGUUCGCAAAAUGUUUAUAGAAAUGGAUGCUGAAUUAUUUGAAGAGUGCCAGAGGAAUUAUGCAGAGAAGCAAGCAAAAGCCAAAGAAGAGGCUGAGAAGCGGGAAUUGAACUGGAAGAGGCUGGCAGAAGCGGCUGCACAGAAUGGGGUUGCGGAUAUGGUCACAGAUUAGUCUUUGCUAGUUUUACUGUCUUAGCUCUGGAAGUGUGAAUUAAAUAGGUGGAGGAUGAUGAAUAUGCUCCUCUUUUUCAUUUUAGUACCAUUAUUUAUUGGUUUCUUCUUCUUUUUUUCAUCCUAAUUCUUUUCUCCUCUUCCAUCUCCUUAUUAUAUCAGUUGGAUGAUUAGCAUUUUGAAGAAAGCGGUUAUCAAUGUAACUUAUCGAAGUGUUUUUUUUUAUAGUAACUUAUUGAUGUUAUUAGCAAUGUCUGUGAAAUACUUUCUUGUAUUUGUCCCUUUUAGCAAAGAUAAAUACAGAAGACAUCUUUUGAUUUGUUUGAU
Molecule: messenger RNA, 2290 nt
Organism: Medicago truncatula (barrel medic)
Lineage: Eukaryota; Viridiplantae; Streptophyta; Magnoliopsida; Fabales; Fabaceae
Product: serine/threonine protein phosphatase 2A 57 kDa regulatory subunit B' beta isoform
Exons: 2
Coding region: 504-1964 (486 amino acids)
Biological process (GO): signal transduction
Cellular component (GO): protein phosphatase type 2A complex
Molecular function (GO): protein phosphatase regulator activity
Source: RefSeq, a predicted model, not a curated record